CACAUGCUGUCAGAGCGAUCAUACCUUCAAGUAAUGCCCUUAGUAACUCCGUUUGCUCCGGAGUAAGGCUAUAGCUGCAUAACCUUAACAACUGACGAUGUACACCCAGAAAUACCGUACCCGGGGGAGUGGAAGUGUGGCAUCAGCCGUAGCCCAAGGAUAUGCCCACAGUCAAAAUGGUGCCUGCAGUUCGAUCAGUUUUCACCUUAACGGUACCUUAUACACAGUGAAGAAUGGCCAGUACGAGUUCACGACCUCCCUCAACGACUACAUCCGGGAUGUGGCAGGGUACAAGGGCACGAAGAUCAUGUGCCGAGAGGCGGGCUGUGGUGCCUGUGUGGUCACUGUCACUGUCUACGACCCCUCCGUCCAAACAGACCGCACCUUCAGCAUAAACUCAUGUUUGUGUCCAUUGUACUCAGUGGACGGCUGGCAAAUCGUGACCGUGGAAGGAAUUGGUAACCAGAGAGAAGGUUUUCACCCAAUCCAGGAAAGAGUGGCCGCCUUCAAUGGAAGUCAGUGUGGUUACUGUACACCGGGCAUGGUUAUGAGUAUGUACGGAUUCCUCCAUGACAAGCCAACCCCGACACAAGAGGAAGUAGAGGCUGCGUUUGAUGGCAACAUUUGCCGCUGUACCGGAUACAGGCCUAUCCUGGACGCCAUGAAAUCCUUCGCCACAGACAAUGACAGUGACAAGGCCAAGACGAUUGACAUUGAGGAUUUGAACAAGUUCGUUUGCUCGAGAACUGGAAAGGCCUGUUCAAAAGGUGCCUCUGUCAGCAAUGGAGCCGGUCAUGCUAAUGGUUCCGCUCAUGCUAACGGAUCCGCACCAGCGAACGGAUCAGGUGCCAGACCGGACAACGUCCCAUUGGCCAUUACCAAUGGCAAUGUGAGGUGGUUUCGCCCAGAAAGUCUGGAUGCUCUGUCAGUUCUGCUAAAGAAACAUCAAAGGGACCGCCUAAGGAUGGUCUUCGGAAACACCAUUGCAGGUAUCUACAAAAGUGAAGGACCAUUCAGCAUCUACAUAGAUUUGCACGGAAUUGACGAAUUGUACAAACGAGAAGUGAAAGACUGCGUUAUUCUUGGAGCCAAUCAUAGCUUGUCUUCACUGCACAAGGCCCUUGGAGAAAUAGCCAAGGAGAAUGACGGAUACAAAUACUUCACGGCCCUUCAACAACACAUCAUGAAGAUCGGCAAUUUGCCCAUGAGAAAUGCCGGAAGCUGGGCGGGCAACAUGAUGAUCAAACAAGCUCAUAAUGACUUCCCGUCUGAUCUGUUCGUCAUGAUGGAGUCGGCUGGAGCUCAUGUGGAGAUUCUUGACGCCCUGACGGACUCCCGGCGCGCCUACCCGAUGGUGGACGUGAUGAGGAUGAACAUGACCGGGAAGGUGGUGCUGGCCAUUAAGCUCUUCAAACAGGACGACAAGGACCACUUCCGCUCUUUUAAAAUCAUGCCGCGUUCUCAGAAUGCCCAUGCUUACAUCAAUGCUGGGUUUCGGUUCAAGCUGGACCAGCCGAGCAGGCAGGUUCUAGGGAAACCCUCCAUCGUGAUUGGAGGUGUCAAUGCAAACUUUAACCAUGCCUUGAAAACGGAAGAUUUCCUCACUGGAAAGAAACUGCAAGACCCUGCUGUGGUUAAACAGGCUCUUGCGCUUUUGCGAUCUGAGCUGAAACCAGCGCCCGACCCUCUUCUGGCCACUCCCGAAUACAGACGGGAUCUCGCCGUGAACCUCUUCUAUAAGUUCAUCCUGGGUGUGAACAAAGACAACGUAAGCGGCCAACUCUCUAGUGGAGCCGAUCAGCUUCUUCGCCCUGUAUCUUCCGGUGAGCAGGACUUCGAAACAAAGGAAGAAGAGUUUCCAAUGAAAAAACCCAUUCCGAAAGUCCUGGCCCCGAUACAGGCUUCUGGAGAGGCUCAGUACGUGAACGACAUUCAUGAACAACUCGGAGAGCUACACGGGGCCUUUGUCCUCAGUUCCAUGGGCAACGCCGGCAUAGACUCCUUCGAUCCAUCUCCAGCUUUAGCUAUGCCAGGCGUGACCCGCUUCCUCACAGCUAAAGACAUUCCGGGAGAAAAUAACUGUCUGGGCUUUUUCGGCAAGGAAGAGUUAUUGGCAAGUGAACAGGUAUCUUUUGCUGGACAGCCUGUUGGUCUCAUUUUGGCAGACACCCACCUGCACGCUGUAGCUGCUGCCAAACAGGUGAAGAUCAAGUAUAAAGAUGUCCGCCCACCUACUGUGAACAUCAAGGACGCCAUCGCUAAGGAUUCGUUUGGAAUGUGCGCAAUCCCUGACCUGGUAUCUGGAGACCCAGAAGGCGCAAUGGCUUCUGCCCCGCAUACUGUUGAGGGUUCGGUUGAAAUGGGACAUCAGUAUCAUUUCUACAUGGAAAACCAGGUGACAUUGUGCAGUCCAAAUGAGAACUCGUUUGAUGUCUACGCCAGCACGCAAUCUCCUGAUCUAACCCAGUAUGUCUGUGCUGCUGUGAUUGGCAAACCUGUCAACAGUAUCGACCUCAGUGUACCUCGUGUCGGUGGCGGAUUUGGAGGCAAGGUUAUCAGGUCCCUCCCCAUCUCCUGUGCGGCGGUGGUGGGGUCGGCUGUUACUGGAAGACCAGUGCGGGUUAACGUCAAUCUUCAAGACAACAUGGAAUUUGGCGGCAAACGUUUCCCGGUUCUGGCCAAUUACAAGGUUGGCUUUGAUGAUACGGGGAAGCUGAUCGCCAUCGACAUCACCAUCACUCAAGACGCUGGAUACCAUGUUCAGGAGGCGAACUUCGUGGGGUCUGAAUUCCCCUCUCAUAUCGAUGAAGGGUAUUUCUGUCCUAAUUGGAAGGUACACCUCCGGUUUGCGGUGACCAAUACCCAGUCCAACACCGCGUGCAGAGCUCCUGCUCCUCUCCCUGCGAGUAUGAUCAUUGAGACGAUCUUAGAUCACGUGGCUAGAUCGCUGAACAAGGACCCGACUGAGGUGCGAGAGCUGAAUCUCUACCAGGAAGGACAAAAUGAUCCACAAGGCCAUGUUUUAGAAUACUGCAGUCUCCGUCGCAUCUGGAAGGAACUGAAACUCUCCGCAGAUGUGGAGAAUAGAAUGAGAGAGAUUGAGCAGUUCAACCAGGCUAACCAAUGGAAGAAGAAAGGAUUGGCAAUGACGCCUGUGAAGUACGCCAUGCAGUGGAAGACGUGUGACUUCACGGCCUUUACAGCCAUCUACAAGGAUGGAACUGUGGCAGUGUCUGUGGGCGGAGUGGAAAUGGGCCAGGGACUCUACACAAAGGUUAUCCAAGCUGUUGCUGCGACCUUGACAUUCCGAUCGAGUGCCAACAACCAGGGCACCGGAGGAAGCGUAGGCAGUGAACUCAAUGUCAUUGCUGCCAUCGAGUGCUGUAAGAUUCUUAAGGAAAGGAUUGCUCCCUUCCGGACAAAAGAUGACCCCUGGCAGAAGGUCAUCAUGACCUGUGCUUUCUCGGAGGUGGAUCUUACGGCCAAGUAUUUCCACAAAGCCCAGGCUGCUGAAAAGCACGCCAACUACUUCACGUAUGGCGUUGGAGUGACUGAGUGUGAACUGGACGUUCUGACGGGAGAACAGGAGAUCCGCCGACUGGACGCCACAUUGGACUUCGGGGAAAGCCUGAACCCGACCAUUGACAUUGGCCAGACGGAGGGCUGUCUAGUGAUGGGGCAUGGAUACUGGUUCUCUGAACAUAUCAUGGUCGACGAGAAGACUGGGAAAAUUCUGAACACCGGAACUUGGGAAUACAAACCACCGACCACAAAAGACAUCCCCAUAGACAUGAGGAUCAAGCUGUUGAGGGAUGCACCCAACCCCUCCGGAAUCCUCCGAUCCAAAGCAUCCGGUGAACCUCCAAUGAUCCUUACCACUGGGGCGGUGUUUGCUUUGAAGAGGGCCAUUGAGGCGGCCAGAAAAGAUCUGAGUGGAGACACGAGUUUCUUCCCCAUUGGAGAAUUACCGUUGACAGUGGAAAGAAGACAGCAGCUGUGUAAAAUACCAGCCGACAAACUCAGCAUCUAAAAUCACCAAACACCAUGGGAAGAAUUUGUUUCCAUAGAUUUUCUAAUCACAGAAAUGCAGGGUUUCUUUCAGUUUUACAGAGGCGUAAUGUUUUUCUAGUUUUAGUACUCAAAGCAUUUUAGUCUAUAUCUAUUUUCUCUGUUUAUAUAACCACAUACACGUAUUACCACAAAAUCGAUAAGUAAAAGCAAAAUGCUAACUCAUGACAUUAAAGUAACGAAUAAUCAGAUAAGCUGUGUUUAAACAGGCAGUUAUGUAUGAAUUUUACCAAAACAACUCAAUGUCUACUUGAUGAAACUCCACUAAAAUGUUAGGACGCAGAGACAUUACGGAGAUCAUAACGGGUCAUUUAAAAAGGCUAUUUAAAUGCUAAAUAUGUUUUAUGUUUUGAACUUUUUU
Molecule: messenger RNA, 4429 nt
Organism: Liolophura sinensis
Lineage: Eukaryota; Metazoa; Mollusca; Polyplacophora; Chitonida; Chitonidae
Exons: 35
Coding region: 98-4030 (1310 amino acids)
Molecular function (GO): iron ion binding; FAD binding; 2 iron, 2 sulfur cluster binding
Source: RefSeq, a predicted model, not a curated record